AGUAUUUCAUUUCCUGGCAUUAUCGUGGGAAAACUUUGUAUUUACUUGAAUCUUAUAUCACAUCUGUAACUUCCUAUCCCUGAAGCAGGAGGUGUCCACUUGGUGAGGAGCUAAAUACAGUGGACCCCCGCUUAACGAUCACCUCCCAAUGCGACCAAUUAUGUCUAAGAACACUGAUGGAGUAAAUAUCAGAGAAGCAAAAAGGAAGGACUGCAGUGGCAUUAGAAAACUCAUUCAAGACUUAGCAGAUUAUGAGAAAAUGCCUGAAGGGCCACAGAUUGAUGCCAAAACACUGCAAGAAGAUUCAUUUGGAGAGAUGACAUUUUACAAGGCAUUUGUAGCUGAGGAGGCUGACACUUUAGUGGGUUAUGUCUUGUUCUUUUAUACCUAUUCUCUGGAUGGAAGAGGUGUCUAUAUGGAGGACCUAUACAUCAGCCCCACACACCGUAGUCGUGGCAUUGGCUCAGCUCUUUGGAGGAAAGUGGUUCAGGCUGGAAUUGAUGCUGGAGGAUGCAGGUGUAGCCUUUCUGUAUUAAACUGGAAUACUCCAAGUAUUGAAUUCUACAAGCUGAAAGGAGCAACCAAUUUGACACAAGAGAAAGGUUAUCAGUUUUAUAGGAUGAUAGAAAGUGUAAUGAAGAAAUACGCUAAGGAGUGAUACUGCAAGACUAAUCAAUAUUGUACAGUAUUAAUUUAUUUCUGCCAAAAACUAUAGAUGCUGACUUAGGUCACUCUUUUGGGCUUCUAACAAUUUGUUUUAAUACACUGACCAUUUUCUACCAAAUUAGGCUGACUCAAAAAAAAAAAAAAAAUACCCAUUCCUGAUCUGCCUUUCUGUAAGUGAAUAGACAUUACAGUCCAAGUUACCCAUUGAAUCACAACAUUGCCAUCCAUCUGAAUGUGCUAAUAUUAUUGUUGAAAUAUUAUGUACUAAUUGCAUUUUCUUAACCACUGGUGUAAUUAGUUAAAAAAUUGAAGAAAUUCUAAGCUUCUCAACUAGUUUAAUUUGUUAAUUGAAUGUAUACCGUAUAUAAGCUGUACAAAAAUGCACAUAUAGAUUUUGUUUAUAUAAUAUAGUUCUGUAUCUACAAGGUAGAAUUGAAGAACCAAGAAAUAUUGAUUCAAAGAUUUUAAAUGAUAAUUCAUAAAGUAACAUUUAUGAAGGGAUUCCAGGAAACUGGCAGGCCAGACUUGAGUCCUGGAGAUGGGAAGUACAGUGUCUGCACUCUGAAGGAGGGGUGUUAAUGUUGCAGUUUUAUAAACUGCAGUGUAAAGCACCCUCUGGCAAGACAGUGAUGGAGUGAAUGGUGAUGAAAGUUUUUCUUUUUCGGGCCACCCUGCCUUGGUGGGACUCGGCCGAUGUGUUAAUAAAAAAAAACAUAAUAAAAUGCAUGUAUAUUACCUAUACAUGCUUUUUUUCAACAACCAGGCCAUAUCCCAUUGAGGCAGGGUGACCUAUAAAGAAAAAACUAAAGUUUCUCUCUUUAAAUUUAGUAAUGUAUACAGAAGGGGUUACUAGCCUUUUGCUCCCGGCAUUUUAGUCGGCUCUUAUGACAAGCAUAGCUUAUGGAGGAAGAAUUCUGUUCCACUUCUCCAUUUAUAUACCAAAUAUUUUUUUGUUUUUCUUCAUGCUACUACAUACAUACAGUAUACCAUAAACCCCAUAAAUAAAAGUAUCUAUUUGUAUGUUGCAAACCAUUUACCCAACUUGACUGCAUUGUCCACUAAAUUUUCUGAAAAUUCAUGUUUGAUAUAUAAAGAAAUCAUCUUAGUUUUACUUCACUCAUUAAAUGAUCAAAAUUAUAAACUCGGCAAUAAUGAUAGAGAUACAUGAAACAUCUCUUUAUUGUAACAAAGUUUGACUCAGAAAGAUCCCUGAUUCAUCAUUCUUUAUCAUCUUGUUGGCUCAAUGCCUCUCCUGCCUACUAAUAGAAUUCUUAUUUCCUGUGUGUGUGUUUGUGUGUAGAGUUACGUUGCAAAUAAAUAAAUCAAUGAUUGAG
Molecule: messenger RNA, 2000 nt
Organism: Cherax quadricarinatus
Lineage: Eukaryota; Metazoa; Arthropoda; Malacostraca; Decapoda; Parastacidae
Source: RefSeq, a predicted model, not a curated record